AUGACUUUUAAACUGGAUACAGGAGCUGACGUGACCGUGAUACCGGCGGCCACCUACUCAAAAGACCUGCACGGCCCACUCACCAGAGCAGUGAAACCCCUGUGUGGUCCCAGUGGAGAAGCCCUGAAAGUAAGAGGUUUCCCAGCCAUUUCAGCUUUGGGCCUGCUGCACCCCGUAGACAGUGUUACAGAGUUUGAGGCUGACAUAAAACAGCUGUACCCCAAAGUCUUCACAGGGCUGGGCCUUUUAAAAGGGGCGUACAAAGUGAAACUGAAAGAAGGACAGAGGGUCUGGGUGAAAAACACCAACAGCUCGGGGAUUAUCAGCAGCCCAGCCAACACCCCACGGUCCUACAACAUCGACCUGCCGACGGGACGUCUCAGGAGAAACAGAUCUCACAUCACAGUGAUUCCUGAGGGCACCACAGUCACCAGGUUGGGGCGGGUUGUUCACACCCCGCAGAGACUCAACAUAUGA
Molecule: messenger RNA, 477 nt
Organism: Knipowitschia caucasica
Lineage: Eukaryota; Metazoa; Chordata; Actinopteri; Gobiiformes; Gobiidae
Source: the annotation of a GenBank genome assembly